Messenger RNA from Oryza sativa Japonica Group (Japanese rice), 4562 nucleotides. The record is from RefSeq and is a predicted model, not a curated record. NCBI's taxonomy places the organism in Eukaryota, Viridiplantae, Streptophyta, Magnoliopsida, Poales, Poaceae.
CCAACCUCCUCCCUCCCGUGCGUGCGUGCGUGCGCGUGCGCGAGAUUGCUUGGCUUCCCCUUCCCACGCGUCGCGUCUCCUCUCGCGCCGUCUCGGCCUCGACUCGAUAGUCGAUACCCCCUCUCCUCCUCUCCUCUUCACCUCGGUCUCCGUCUCCUCUUCACACCUUCCUCCACCUUCGUUUCCCCCUCUCCCCUUCCCUCCCCUUCUCUCUUCCCCAGCUCACGCCGACCGCGCGAUCCCCCUGGUUGGUUGGUUGCUUCCUUCAUCCACUUCUCGCCGCCGAUUCUUCCAUUUCUCGAUUCCGAUGAGGUUGACGUGAAGAGGAGUUGAAGAGAGGCUGCGUGAGGUGCCGUGCGUGAAAAGAUCCGGAGAGGGGUGGAUCGGGUUUUGGCCGGCGGCGAGUGGCGGCGGCGGCGGCGGUGUUGAGAGAUGCAGAGGGAAGUGGGGCCGCAGGUGGCCCCUCCGAUGUUCCUACACCAGAUCCAGCCGCUGCCUCCCCAUGCCACGGCGGCGAAGAAGCGCGGGAACCCGUGGCCGGCCGCCGCGGUGGCGGCGGCGGAGGCUAAGGGAGGAGGGAACUGGAACCCCAGGAUGUGGGACUGGGAUAGCCGCGCCCUCACCGCCAAGCCGUCCUCCGAUGCGCUGCGCGUCAACGCGGGGCUGAGCCACCACCAGCAGCAGCAGCAACAGUCGCCGCCGGCGGCGGCUAAGGCUGCUGAGGCGCUGCGGCAGGGCGGCGGGGGUAGCGGUGGGCUGAACCUUCAGCUCGGCCUGCGGGAGGACGCGGCGACGCCGAUGGAUGUGAGCCCGGCGGCUACUACCGUGUCUUCUUCGCCUUCUCCGCCUGCGUCGUCGGCGCCGGCGCAGGAGCCAGUUGUUAGGCCGAGCAAGAGGGUUCGGUCUGGAUCGCCUGGAAGUGCCAGUGGAGGAGGAGGUGGAGGCGGAGGCGGUGGAAACUCAGGCGGUGGUGGCGGAAGCUACCCGAUGUGCCAGGUGGAUGACUGCAGGGCGGAUCUGACCAACGCCAAGGAUUAUCACCGGAGACACAAAGUCUGCGAGAUCCACGGCAAGACCACGAAGGCGCUGGUUGGCAACCAGAUGCAGCGCUUCUGUCAGCAGUGCAGUAGAUUUCACCCGCUCUCUGAGUUUGAUGAGGGUAAGAGGAGCUGCAGACGUAGGCUCGCCGGUCACAACAGGCGGCGAAGAAAAACCCAGCCAACAGAUGUUGCUUCGCAGCUGCUGCUACCUGGAAACCAGGAAAAUGCAGCAAAUAGGACACAGGAUAUUGUAAAUCUGAUCACGGUUAUUGCACGCUUGCAAGGCAGUAAUGUUGGUAAACUGCCCAGCAUCCCUCCGAUACCAGAUAAAGACAAUCUGGUCCAGAUUAUAAGUAAAAUAAACUCUAUAAAUAACGGGAACUCUGCUUCAAAGUCUCCUCCAUCAGAAGCUGUUGAUUUGAAUGCGUCACAUAGCCAACAACAAGAUUCUGUUCAAAGGACAACUAAUGGAUUCGAGAAGCAAACCAAUGGAUUGGACAAACAAACGAAUGGAUUUGACAAGCAAGCUGACGGAUUCGACAAGCAAGCUGUGCCAUCAACCAUGGACUUGCUAGCAGUUUUAUCAACUGCCCUCGCGACAUCAAACCCUGAUAGCAAUACGUCUCAGUCCCAAGGGAGCAGUGACAGCAGUGGUAAUAACAAGAGCAAGAGUCAGUCAACAGAGCCAGCUAAUGUUGUAAAUUCCCACGAGAAAUCUAUCCGGGUAUUUUCUGCCACUCGCAAGAAUGAUGCUCUUGAACGGUCACCUGAAAUGUACAAGCAACCAGACCAAGAAACCCCGCCAUACUUGUCACUACGGCUCUUUGGUAGCACCGAGGAGGAUGUUCCUUGUAAGAUGGACACUGCAAAUAAGUACUUAUCUUCCGAGAGUAGCAAUCCUCUGGAUGAGAGAUCUCCAUCAUCAUCUCCGCCUGUAACACAUAAGUUUUUCCCCAUCCGUUCGGUAGACGAAGAUGCUCGUAUUGCAGACUACGGGGAAGAUAUUGCGACAGUUGAGGUUAGCACAAGUCGGGCUUGGCGUGCACCACCACUUGAGCUGUUUAAGGAUUCAGAACGGCCAAUUGAAAAUGGUUCACCACCAAAUCCUGCAUAUCAAUCCUGUUAUACCUCAACCUCUUGUUCAGAUCAUUCGCCAUCAACUUCAAAUUCAGAUGGACAGGACCGUACUGGUAGAAUCAUAUUUAAACUAUUUGGCAAGGAGCCAAGCACAAUCCCUGGGAACCUUCGUGGAGAGAUUGUAAAUUGGCUCAAACACAGCCCCAACGAAAUGGAGGGAUACAUUCGGCCAGGUUGCCUUGUACUAUCAAUGUAUCUUUCAAUGCCUGCUAUUGCAUGGGAUGAACUUGAAGAAAAUCUUCUCCAGCGAGUAAACACAUUAGUCCAAGGUUCCGAUUUGGACUUCUGGAGAAAAGGAAGGUUUUUAGUUCGAACUGAUGCCCAGUUGGUGUCAUACAAAGAUGGAGCAACCCGCUUAUCAAAAUCAUGGAGAACAUGGAAUACCCCAGAGUUGACCUUUGUCUCACCAAUUGCUGUUGUUGGUGGGAGAAAGACCUCCCUCAUUCUUAAGGGCCGUAAUCUGACAAUUCCUGGCACCCAAAUCCACUGUACCAGUACGGGGAAGUACAUAUCAAAAGAAGUACUGUGCUCUGCAUAUCCAGGAACAAUAUAUGACGAUUCAGGUGUUGAGACUUUUGACUUACCUGGAGAACCACAUCUUAUUCUUGGACGUUACUUCAUUGAGGUCGAGAAUAGGUUCAGAGGGAACAGCUUUCCUGUUAUCAUUGCCAAUUCAAGUGUUUGUCAGGAGUUGAGAAGCCUUGAAGCUGAGCUUGAGGGUUCACAGUUUGUUGACGGCUCUUCAGAUGAUCAGGCUCAUGAUGCUAGGCGGCUAAAGCCAAAGGAUGAAGUUUUGCACUUUCUAAACGAACUUGGAUGGCUCUUCCAGAAGGCAGCUGCCAGUACAUCUGCUGAAAAAUCUGAUUCUUCUGGUUUGGAUUUGAUGUACUUCUCAACUGCACGCUUCAGAUACCUUCUGCUGUUUUCAAGUGAGCGGGACUGGUGCUCUCUUACUAAAACUCUUCUGGAAAUCCUUGCCAAGAGGAGUUUGGCCAGUGAUGAACUAUCACAGGAAACUCUGGAAAUGCUCUCAGAGAUCCAUCUCCUGAACAGGGCAGUGAAAAGGAAAAGUAGCCACAUGGCGCGCUUGCUUGUACAGUUUGUUGUCGUGUGCCCUGAUGAUUCCAAAUUGUACCCCUUCCUUCCAAAUGUAGCUGGCCCAGGUGGUUUGACUCCAUUGCACCUGGCUGCAUCCAUUGAGGAUGCAGUGGAUAUUGUUGAUGCUUUGACAGAUGAUCCUCAACAGAUUGGUUUGAGCUGUUGGCACUCAGCGCUAGAUGAUGAUGGUCAGUCCCCUGAAACUUAUGCCAAGUUGAGGAACAACAAUGCGUACAAUGAGCUUGUAGCACAGAAAUUGGUGGACAGGAAGAACAACCAAGUUACUAUAAUGGUUGGCAAAGAGGAAAUUCAUAUGGAUCAAUCAGGGAAUGUUGGUGAGAAAAAUAAAUCUGCAAUUCAAGCAUUGCAAAUAAGAUCUUGCAACCAGUGCGCUAUUUUGGAUGCUGGCUUGCUAAGACGUCCUAUGCAUUCACGGGGAUUGCUCGCUCGCCCCUAUAUCCAUUCCAUGCUUGCGAUAGCAGCAGUCUGUGUUUGUGUUUGUGUAUUCAUGCGAGCUUUGCUGCGGUUUAAUUCUGGUAGAUCCUUCAAAUGGGAGAGGCUGGAUUUUGGUACGAUAUAAUCUGCAGAGGGUGCUGUAUUGUAAUCGUUUUGUGGUGUUAUCAAGGAAAUACCUUGCAACAGCCAGAAGGUUUGAAACCAGACAACUUUUGACUGUUUGAAUUUCCUUGGAACUUUGAUAAGAACGGGAGAGUAUAUAAUUGUAAGGAUGAACCCCUCCCAGAAAAGAAGUGUGGAUGGAUGGGGGCAGAGCAUUUGGGGGAGCAGAGAAACCCUGACAAAAUAUUGGAUGAAUCUGCGCAGAGUUGGCAAGUAGUUUCUGUGACAAGGAAUGUAUCAAGUGUGCCCUCACAAGGUGAGAUGGGGACGCUAUUAGUUCUGGGCUAAAAUGAGUAAGUAACCUUGAUUUCUUUUUUGCUGGUGCAAUUGUGAAUCUGCUGCUUAAUGUAUCACAAGAUGGUGUUUAAUUACAUCGAUAUGUCUUUACCUCUUUUUUUUUUUGACAUUUUUGUGUAUCUAUACGGUGCUUUAGCAUGAAACUGUCUUUUGUCAUCUUUACAUAGUAGCAGGGGUAAUUUGGAAGGUACCGUUGACAGUACCCAUGUAGCUAAAUACAAAUGAGGCAGAUUACAGGUUUAUCCUCAUCUAUUCUUUUUCGUGGACCAUCAUCACGACGCAUACGUUCUACCCUUGAUUAGUAAACCCUUGUCCCCUUUUCACUGUUUGUUUAUUCCCUCUGAUGAAUCUAGUUUCUGUUUUUUUAAUUCA